GGUGUUGUAGGCAGGCAGCAAACAGUAUCAAAAAAGGGUAAAAAUGAUGACUCCAGGUGUAAUUUGGUGACGACUGUUAUUGGAUUUGGAUUGAGUAUUAUGUUUAUAGUGUUUGUGUGCUCGAGGCUGAUUUGUGCUAGGAUACAAUUGAGUGCAUCGCGGAGGUCUCUUGCCCGGGCGAAUGGAUCCGAUCUUAGCAAUUUGGAGGGGGGUUUUCAUGGUCUCGAGCCUCUAGUGCUGGCCAACUUUCCUAUGAUGAAGUAUAGAGAGUUACGCUUGUCCUCGAUAGAAAAUGAUUGCCAGAGAUGCACGGUAUGCCUGAGCGACUACCACGAGGAAGACACACUGUGCGUGCUUCCAGUGUGCAGGCAUUUAUUCCACGCAACGUGCAUUGGGAUCUGGCUGCAGCAGCGAUCAACGUGUCCUGUGUGUCGGAUCUCACUGCGCGAGCUUCCUGAGAGGAAGUGGUAUAUGCAGCCGAUGUUCAGCCACCGGAUGCAGUCAGUUAAUGCGCACUAUUGCCAUUGCAUGGCAAACUGGAAUAGGCCAAGAUUCAAUGAGCACGUCGAGGAGCCAUCAGCAGGAGGUGCAGUCAACAUCGGGCACAGAAACACGGACUUAGUUCAUGAAAAGAAUGGAAAACCAGAGAGCCCACCGCCGAACCAGUAGUGAGCCAGGUGUUGGUUUGGUUUCACUCUU
Molecule: messenger RNA, 699 nt
Organism: Salvia splendens (bonfire salvia)
Lineage: Eukaryota; Viridiplantae; Streptophyta; Magnoliopsida; Lamiales; Lamiaceae
Product: RING-H2 finger protein ATL38
Exons: 3
Coding region: 100-669 (189 amino acids)
Source: RefSeq, a predicted model, not a curated record